AUGUCGUCAGUGUCAGAAAUCCAACCUAAUGAGGCAGAUGCUCCAAAAACUGCUAUAUUUGACUCAAGUACGGAUAGAUCUUCUAGUAAAAAUAUAGAGAGUUCAGUCUCUAUCAUGUCAGAGCCUAAAUUAAGAUCAAGAUCAUCUAAAAGCAGAACAAGCAGCAAAGUAUCUAAAAAGAAUCCUAAAAGAAAAGUAACUACACAUGCUAAUCAUUCCAAAAAAAAAAUAUUAGAAACUAAUAAUAACAAAGAUAUAAAGAUAGGGACCCCAAUCAGAACAAAGAAUGCAAAUUCAUUCUAUAGAGGUGCCAUUGUCGGUUCAUUUUUAGGAGCUGCUGUUUCAACAGUCUUGACAAAAUUAUCCUCACAGUAA
Molecule: messenger RNA, 375 nt
Organism: Vanderwaltozyma polyspora DSM 70294
Lineage: Eukaryota; Fungi; Ascomycota; Saccharomycetes; Saccharomycetales; Saccharomycetaceae
Gene: PRM3
Product: pheromone-regulated protein PRM3
Exons: 1
Coding region: 1-375 (124 amino acids)
Source: RefSeq, a predicted model, not a curated record